ACACACGUUUACACUGAGACCAAGAACAAAAACAUAAAAGAAAAGAAAAAAAUAUCAAAGAACACAAACAAAGAAGAGCAAAAUGAAGAGUGCGAUUUGUGGGAGAAUUCUCUCUCCCAAUCACGUCUUCAAACCAGGGGACACAAAUUCAUUUUGUAAAGGACCAUACUCCAAUCUUUGUGUACCCAUGGCUGUAUUGGCAACAGGACCUGGUAAAGGAGGUGGGCUGCUGGAAAAGCCAGUUAUCGAAAAAGUCGCUCCUGGCCGUGAGUCUGAAUUUGAUUUGAAGAAAUCAAGGAAAACGGCACCACCUUAUCGUGUAAUAUUGCACAACGACAACUUCAAUAAACGGGAAUACGUGGUCCAAGUACUGAUGAAGGUCAUCCCUGGAAUGACCCUUGAUAAUGCAGUUAACAUCAUGCAAGAAGCACACUACAAUGGGUUGUCAGUGGUGAUCAUAUGUGCCCAAGCUGAUGCUGAAGAUCAUUGCAUGCAACUAAGAGGCAAUGGGUUGUUCAGUUCAAUUGAACCUGCAAGUGGUGGCUGCUGAUGAAAAGUUUCACCUUGAAAUUUGAAUCUCCCUUGCUUUUAUAUGCUAUUGAAAGGGGAGAUGGAAAUAUUAGCAGGUGUAUAUAAGUUCCACCUCUUGAAGGCUUAGAGAAACUAGAAAAGAAAGGACAUAUCUAUCUGGUGUAAAACUUGGCAUUAUGAUCAAGAUGAACGACCUAUGAUUGAGACAUGUGAUAGUUGUGAUUUUGAAUAAAGAAUUGCACAACAUAUUAAAACUAAGCUGAUGAAAUGAUUGGUAUAUA
Messenger RNA from Cajanus cajan (pigeon pea), 812 nucleotides. RefSeq names its product ATP-dependent Clp protease adapter protein CLPS1, chloroplastic. The record is from RefSeq and is a predicted model, not a curated record. Gene Ontology annotation, biological process: proteolysis; protein catabolic process. NCBI's taxonomy places the organism in Eukaryota, Viridiplantae, Streptophyta, Magnoliopsida, Fabales, Fabaceae.